AGUGGUGAGUCCCGCAAAGGGCAAAGGAUGCUACCUACGGAGUUCACUCCCACCCCUUUCUUGUAUGUAACAUAUUGAGAGAGUCGUGAGGAACAACGAGGAGAAACUGCCAUGAUUUACCAAGACAAGAAGUAAUCCUCGGGCAUCACAAGAUGAUUCAGGAUGGAUCCUGAGGCUGCCCAGCUAGAGAAACGGCACGUACACGAUGUGUAUGAGAGCACCGCCCCCUACUUCAGUGACCUACAGAGCAAAGCUUGGCCACGAGUCCGCCAGUUCCUGCAGGACCAGAAACCAGGCAGCCUCAUUGCUGACAUUGGUUGUGGAACUGGAAAGUACCUUAAAGUGAAUAGCCAAGUCCAUACCCUGGGCUGUGACUACUGCGGGCCUCUGGUAGAGAUUGCCCGGAACAGAGGGGGUGAAGUCAUGAUAUGUGACAACCUUAAUCUCCCCUUUAGGGACCAGGGCUUCGAUGCCAUCAUCUCCAUAGGAGUCAUUCAUCAUUUUUCUACAAAACAAAGAAGAAUUAGAGCAAUAAAGGAAAUGGCCAGGGUCUUAGCUCCUGGAGGCCAACUGAUGAUUUACGUUUGGGCAAUGGAACAGAAGAACCGACACUUCGAGAAGCAGGAUGUGCUUGUUCCGUGGAACAGUGCACUCUGUUCCCGGCUACUCUCAGAAUCCCGUCAGUCCUGGGGGCAUCCGUGUGGGCAUCCCAUGAGCCAAGGCUACGAGGGUCCUGGCUCUGCGUGUGGCUGUGCAGUAUGUUUGAAGGGCAGGUGCGAUUCCAAGAGGUCCCAUAGCAUGGACUAUGGGCCUGCGGUGGCCAGAACUUGCUGUGAAGAUCUUCCGAAGGAUGGUGAGGAAGAGAAUGGAUUGUAUAACAAUUUUGGAAAAUCUCUCCGCUCCUGGUUUUUCUCCAGGUCUUUGGAUGAAUCAACCCUGAAGAAGCAAAUUGAAAGAACAGGACCUGUGAAAAUCACAGAGGGUUGGGCCAAUAGCACUGUGUCCCGUCAGCCUUCCAGACAGCCAAGUUUAGACUUCCAUCCCCAGGACCCAUUGUCAACCAAAGAACCAAACUUAGAUGAGGUGUUUGUAGACACAUGUUCUCAAAGACACUUGCGCUGGUUGGGACAAACAGGCACUUCGGAGACCUACAGUGGAGGAAGGAGGAAAGAGGGUGGCGAUUUUCUGAACAUCACUGACACCAGAGACAGUCAGACUGCAGGUAACAUCAGUGAUCCUUCUGCCAGAAAAUUAUUAAGGAGAGUUUCUGCAUUUGACUCAACAGAUUCCCAAUCAGAAGACCCAAGUUACACAGAGGAGCAGAAGGCAGCUCCGGAUUCCAGAGCCUUCAUGCGCUACUACCAUGUGUUCCGGGAAGGCGAGCUCUCCGGACUUCUGCAAGAGAGUGUGUCUGAGCUGCAGGUUCUGAGUGCUGGCAAUGACCAUGGCAACUGGUGUAUCAUCGCGGAGAAAAGGGGGAGCUAGGAUUGAUUGCAUCACACAGGGCAGGGGCUUCAGAGGUUGACCGUCAUCUGUCCACUGGGGCUGAUGUGGGCACCCAAAUCAGCAUCCUGUCUCAUUGUUUUCAAAUUCAGGUACGAGAUGGUCUUUCGGCACUUUGACCUGAUCCUCUGAAUCGUUGAGUAAGCACAGAACCUGGAGCUUACUGCAUCCACCACAGGAUAUGCCUGCUCAGACGUCAAUAAAAGGAUUGGAGGAAGCAAUAGAAAAUGCACUUCAGUACAGGCUUGAUUGUAUUUCUCCCGGAGAUGAAUAUAUUAUAAUACACGUAUGUCAGAUGUCAGUAUUACCUUUCGGUUUUUAAAUAGUCUGCUGUUAAAUAUACCUUUUAGAAGCAGUAUUUUUAUAUAGAUAAAUUAUAUUGGUUCUCAGGUGGUUCCUUAGAUCUGUGUAGACAGCAGCAAGGACCCCUGCUCAGCUGCUGGGUAUGUAUUCAUUGAGGCUUGCUGCAGGGGUACCUUGUUUCUAGGCUUUGCUUCUAUCUGCUGCAAGCUCUCAAGAGAAGCUGGUGUGGUGCAGAGAAACAGAAGUACUGCCCAGGCUCUCCAAAUCACGUGUACGCAUCCUUCACGAUGAUCACUGAAAACAAUACUGUCUUGGCUGUUGCUCCAAAGGCCUUUAAAGGCACUGUUGGCAGAGGGUGUGGCUUAGUGUUAGUGUAGGCAGCUAGCAUGCCCAACAAUCAGCAUGCAUGCAGAAGGAAAAGAAAAACAUUGCUAGCAUGCAGAGCAUUACAGGGGUGGGAGACAGCUAAAUUCUUUUGGCGGCAUUUCCCCAAAGGUAUUAAAUACCCCAAGGUAUUAAAAACAUAAACACCCUACUUAGCUAGUGCCAAAAAAGUCAAAGAGUUUUUGACUAGGAAAUGCUUGUCUGAGAUAUCUGAGAGUCUAAUUAGACUAGCUUUUCUGGGAAGAACUCUGAAAAGCAUUGUGUAUUUAGCUUUGGUGUACACAUGACUGGAAUUUGCUAUUGCAACCGGGCAUUUAUACUCUUGAAGGUGACCACAUUAGAUUUAUUGUAUCAAUGACCUAGACAGAAUCAAACUUAGAGGCUGAAUUUCUGGCACUCUAUAGAGCAAUGAUUAAGACCAGGCAUUGUAAAAUUGCUGUUUCUAUUUGGAUUUAGCCAAGGGUUUGUUUAGUUCUGUGUCAUGGAUCCCAGGGAACAAUUUUUAUGACAUAACUAGAGACUGAACUUGGGAGAAACAAAAAUAAGUUGGCCAAGGAAUGUGGUUCCAGAUCAUCCUUUAAUAGGCAGAAAAUCAAAUAGUCAUUGUACUUUCUGGACCAAUAUAACGAUGGAGAUUGAAUUAAAAUUCAAUCUUCAUUUUAUUAUUUUUCCACUCCAAAAUUAACAGAAAUUAUAAUAGAUCACAUUCAUUUGGUCUUUACCCUCUUCAGUGAUUUUUGCCAGAACUUAACAGAAUGAAGCUACUUUUGAGGAAAAUUCAAGGAUGAUUUUAGAACGGUUUUGGGAAAUCACCAAGGCUCUUCGCUAGAAAGACAGCUCACCUCACCCCCAUUGAGGAAGUUGUCCAUGCGAUUUGCACUUCUCAAUGCACAUUUUGUACAGGAAGCCAUGACGAUAGCCAUGGGGUGAAGAGGAAAUUAAAAUUUAAGGGAGUGGGCCUUUCACUUUUCAAAUUACAGCAUUAAACUGCAAGUACAGGUGGCCUCGUGGGAGAAAUGGCGACUCCGAGCUAGUAGCGGUGACCCCUCCAUUGUGGUUUCCUGCCUCUGAGAUCUGUUGUUACUUCUUUUGUUUGGCUUUGCUGCUAGACCUCUGAGCUUGUCAUCACCCCUCCCUGGCUGUAACUUGCUACUGUAAAGGUCAUUAUAUGGAGCCCAGUUCAUUAGGCUGUGACAGGAUGACUUGCCAGCUGAUGUGGCUAAGCAAGCUCAUAAAUUAAACAUACGCUCCCCUUUGUAAUAAAAGGCCUUCAGAAUAGUUAUUGGGAGAGAGAGAGAUUUUUUUCAUACAGCACUGACAGAGCCGUGAACACUAGUAAUAGCAACCAUGCGCUCAUUGUAGAGCACAAGACGUCUAUGAAUCCAGAUGUUACAGUGUAUAUUCGGCAAAACGAGUGGCCAGGUAACCAUUCUUCGGGGAAGUCCUGUCAGAAGCACUCUUUCAUUCAAUGUUUGCCUUUUGGUGAUUAAAAGCCAUUGAAAACUAAUGUAAAUAUCUUCAUCAUGCUAAAGCCCGCUCAUCUUUAUGGCUGUCCUCAGAGAGAAACUCAAGCCCUAAAUGAACAUCAAUGGAGGCAGUGUGAGUCCAUCAGCCUUUGCCAGCUUGUGUGUAGAUCUGCCUGAUGCGAUCUGAAAACCUCCACUGCUCAUAGACAAAAUGAUGGUUUUUUUACUAGUUUCUUCCUGUCAUCACCGCAUGUCUGUCUGACGUGGAAGGGCAAGGUCAGGGAAGUUGUUAGAGAAUCCUUAGAGGAAGGGAAGUUGUUAGAGAAUCCUUAGAGGAAGGACCAGCGGUGCCUCACUGGUUAGUGUGGACAACUUUGUGUAAACAAACAAUACUUGGAUAUAAACAAAAGAUACAAUCCACGUGAUAUUUUCCUGGCUGCCAAAUGAUUGGUUAGCUUCUCUGGGUUAUUAGGCUUCAGAGGGUUUUUGUUGUUGUUGUUGUUGUUGUGUUGCUUUGUUUUGUUUACUUAUUGGCAGAGUGAUGCGAUUUGACCACUGUGCUUCGGUGAGUACAGAGUAGCCGCACACAACACUGACUGUCCUACAGAUUUGAUCCUCCCCUCUUGCCUUCCAGCCCCAUACAGUCCCAUCACUCCUUCCCAUUCCUAGUUUCCCCUUCUCCUCUGUCCCGAUUCUAGAUACCAAAGACAACUCUUUGUUUAACUGACCUUCUUCUGAGUCGGUAAAAAUCGAAGGUGAUCCAGACAGGAAAUUAUCCGAAUGUAAAUCAGGCAUGUGAAUGUACUUAUGUGCUAUUCGCCACCGAACAAAUGAACAUGGGUGGGUCUUUCAAAUAUGUGAGCUGCAAGGAGGACAGAGAAUGAAACUCUGGUUGUUCUUGGCAGGGGAGAAAUGCCUUAAAAAUGAAGGGUGAGAGGCUGGAGGGGUGGCUUGGUGACUUGGAGUGCUUACUGUUCGGGCAGAAGACCUGAGAUUGUUUCCUGGUACCCAUUGGGCAGCUCAUAAAUGCCUCUCUUCAGAACUCCAAGGGCACCCACACUCACGUGUGCCCAGACCUAUACACAUGCAGACAAAUACACACAAACACAGAAAGACAGACAGACAGACAGAAUUAAAGCAUAAAAAUGAAUCUCUUUUUUAAAAAACGGGGCUACGAACACCCAAUUUGGGAGAGAAAAAAAAACAUGGAGUGGCUGUUGGCUCUACAGCUAGACAAUGAAGAACAAAUUAAGCCAAGCAUCCCUUUCCCUGGACAUAAAAAAAAGGGAAACAAUAAUAGCAGCUAAUUGUAGUAGCCAGUGUUUAAUAUUGUUUGCAGUCCUCUCCACAGCUCUCUCAGAUAAUUAUACUUAUGAUACCAUUUUAUAGAUAAAAUCUAAGGCAGAAAAAGCAAUUGUGCUAAAUCAUCAGAGUCUAUACACAGGCAGUAAGUAUCACACAUCUGGUUUAAGGCAGAGCUAAGUUUCAAUCCCGGAUGUUCUGGCUGCAGCCUGGGUUUCUAACCAAUGUUCUCUGCAUGCCCAGCCGAUGGAUCCCAGGCUCUGUACUAAGCAGGGAGCAGUGUUCAAGGUUAACUACGAUUGCCCCUGUACAAAGGCAUCAAGCAGGUUAAGAAAAGAUUAUGUGUCUCUCUCCCUUUUAACUUUUUAGAUGUAUUUAUUUGUGUUUGUGUGUCUAUGUAAUCCUGUACAUGUGUGUGGAUAUGAUGAAGCCAGAAGACAACUCGCCAAGAGUUGGUUCCUUCCUCCAAGAUCUUCCUGGUUGGUGGCAAGUAUCCAUACUCCCUGAGCCCUCUUGCCAGCUCUGUGUUUUCCUUCUUUCGCUUCCAAAUAUAUCUCAAUUUUACUUAAAAAGAAGUCCUUGAUCUCAGGGAUGUUCCGAUUGGUUCUCUACAACUCUCUAACCUUCUGAAAACGUCUAUCUCUUUUCCUGUUUUAUGAGCAAAGAGCGUGAGGACUCACCCAGGGAUUUCAUUUCCUCCCUUGUUGAGAGUCGCACAGUGCCCCGGAUACAAAUGGAAGACCGUGACACAUCUGGAAUCUUGAGUUGCACAUAGUAUUAGACUUAAUGGCCUGAAACUCAAGUGUUCUCCUGGAACACUUUUUGCAUUUGAUGUAUGCCCGUGAUCAUACUAUAUUUUUAGUUUAGUAAAACACAGUAUUCAGACCCCUGUUCUGGGGUGGGGGUGGAGGAAAGGAUCGCACAUGCCUAUUAAUCUAUCUUAAUUAAGAAUAUCUGUCUUAAACACUAAGACUUCAUUUGACUGAGGUCAUCAAAGGCCAUUGAACACCCUCUAACACAAUUGCUCUGUAAGUGUGAUUUCCGAAAAGCAUGUGUCCUGUGGGAUACGAUAUGAACUCAUUUGGAAGGCAUGCAGGCCCCUCAUAAGCCAACCCAUGCUAUUUUUCAGACUCAUUUCCUGAGAUUGCACCUGUUUUCUGUUCUGUAAUCUGCUAUUUUAAACAAUGGUUCCAUUAAACUUACAUAAUGACAAGUAAUUAUCCCACCCCUUGAAGGAAUCCAAUAUAGUCAGUCUUGAAAUGCUGUAGCUAUAUGCUUUACUCAAAGACAGAUGCACAAACAGACUCAUUCCAUCAAUGGGUACAGGAAGGCUUGCCCAUCUAGUAAAGGACAGCUUGUGGGAAUGUAGGGGAUCAGAGGCCCCACCUGGUUAUUCAAGUCCUCUGGUCCGUCUUGACUCAGACACCAGAACUUGUUUUGAUAUUAUGAACUCCAUCCUCAGACCCUCAGUUAAGUACAGGACUGGGGUAAGACCUAAAUAUAGCUUUCAUGAUAGCCAGGUAUGGUGGCACACACCUCGAAUUCCAGGACUCUGGAGUCAGAAGUAGGCAGAUCUCUGAGUUUGAGGCCAGCCUGGUGUAUACAAGUUCCAGGACAGCCAGGGCUACACACACACA
Myodes glareolus (Bank vole) is the source of this 6595-nucleotide messenger RNA. It is a transcript of the gene Trmt9b, whose product is annotated as tRNA methyltransferase 9B (putative). Gene Ontology annotation, cellular component: nucleus; cytoplasm. Gene Ontology annotation, molecular function: tRNA (5-carboxymethyluridine(34)-5-O)-methyltransferase activity; tRNA binding; S-adenosylmethionine-dependent methyltransferase activity. The record is from RefSeq and is a predicted model, not a curated record. Lineage: Eukaryota; Metazoa; Chordata; Mammalia; Rodentia; Cricetidae. Gene Ontology annotation, biological process: tRNA wobble uridine modification; tRNA methylation.